This is a messenger RNA of Ruditapes philippinarum (Manila clam), 2395 nucleotides long. RefSeq lists its product as uncharacterized. The transcript is spliced from 2 exons. The coding region runs from base 138 to 1889 and encodes 583 amino acids. Gene Ontology annotation, molecular function: zinc ion binding. NCBI's taxonomy places the organism in Eukaryota, Metazoa, Mollusca, Bivalvia, Venerida, Veneridae. The record is from RefSeq and is a predicted model, not a curated record.
GACUGGUUUAAACUUGUAACUUUACAAUGUUAUCAGUGUUAUAAAACAAGGACAGUUAAAAAGAGCAAAGUCCACGUAUACAACAUUUACAUUUGGAAAGUGUGAGACAAUCUGAGCGUUACAAUUCAAGUUAAAACAUGGCAGUCCCAGGAAAGAAAGCAUCAAAACAAUUUUCAUCAUCGACAACAUACAUGGCAUCAGAUGAAGAUCUUCAAAUUUACUGCCAGCCUUGUGACGAGGAAGGAACUAGACUCCCUGCCCACGGUUACUGCACUGACUGCAAGGAACACCUUUGCAAGACAUGCUUUAUAGCACAUAAAAAAAAUAGGCUUUCAAAACAUCAUAAACUUCAGGAUGCUAUGAAUAUGCCUCAAGUUUUGCAACAACGCUCAAAAUCCAUCCAUACAGGUCAGUCUAAUUUCCUGACCACACCCUGUCUUAAACAUCCACAAGAAAUGAUCAAGUUCUACUGUCAUGAUCAUGUGGAAUUUCUAUGCAGUGUUUGUGUUACCCUUGCACAUCAAGCUACUUCCUGCAAUGUCAACUAUAUACCAGACAUUUCUGGUGAUAUAAUAGACAGCAAAGAAUAUCUAGUUAUCUUGAAUGCAGUAAAUACCACUUCUGACAAAUUUCAACAGAUAUUAAAAGAUGUCAAGAACAUGACACACAAAUCAAACAGCUCUCUCAAAGAAUCAUUGGCAGAAAUCAAAAAGUUUCGACAAGAAAUCAACCAAAGACUAGAUGAACUUGAGAGACAGGCUGAAGAUGCAGCUAAAGUCAUAGAACAAGAAAACAACAAACAUCUGAAAGCAGUAGAAACAACAUGUGAAGAUAUAACCAAAUCUCUGAAGAUAUCCACAGAUAAAAUCAAACAACUCAACACAUCUAAACAAUCUGACAAACUCUUCAUGGAACUCAAACUUGCUGAGAAAACAAUGAAAGAUAUGGAGGAAAAAGAAAUAAAACUUUCUUCAUACGAUAUCAAAGAGCACAACUUUAAAGCAAAUGUGGCAAUAUUAACCAACCUUAAAGCAGAGAAGUCUUUUGGUACAUUGACACAGAGAACUUUAAAUAAAGAAGCUCUACCCAUACAAAUACAGUCUAGACAAUCUUUACAUGAGGGUGAAAUCUGUGUGAAGACAUCAAAAGAUAGAACCAGAUGCUGUAUAACAGGAAUGACUCUGCUGACUCCUGAUCUUCUUAUCAUCACUGAUUACAAUAACAAUGCUUUAAAGAUGGUGGAUACCAGCAGUCAAUCUGUGUAUGAUCAACUACAACUAGAAAGUGAACCAUGGAAUAUCACCACAGUAACCAGUACUGACCUUGCUGUCACAAUUUAUGACAGACAGACAAUACAGUUUAUAUCAAUCUCAUCAAACAAACUCAUAAAGGAGCACACUGUGAAGGUUAGUAGAGACUGUUAUGGUAUAAGCUGUUACCAAGGUAAACUUGUUGUGUCAUUUGUUGAUCCUGCAAAACUUCAGAUCCUUGAUAUGAAUGGCACAAUACUGACAACAAUUGAUGGAAAAAAUAUUUUCAAAGAUCCACUGUAUAUCACAAGUAACAGAAGUUCUAUCUAUGUAUCUGACAGUGGCAUGAAGGCAGUGACAAGAUUAAACUGGCAGGGUGAAGUGAUAGGUAGUUAUAGUGGUAUAAGUAAUCCUGCGGGAAUGUCACUGUCAGAUGAUGGUACUGUUUUUGUCUGUGAUAAUAAGAGAAAUGUUAUAGAAGAGAUAUCAGGAGAUUGUUCUAGAGGAAAGGUGGUGUUGAAGAAUCUGAAAAAUCCAUAUGCUAUAUGCUGGUGUGAGGAAACAAAGAAGCUGUAUUACAGUGGUGGGGAAAAUGAUGGGCAAUAUGACAACUUUCUUCACACCUAUAAACUAUCAUAAACUUGAGCAAAAUGUUUAGUUAUUUUGACUAUAUCUAAACACAUACUAUAUAUGCUUACAUAGGCACUUAAAUCCAAUAUAGCAAUACUUUUCUAUGAAGUGACUUUAAAAUAAGAAAUUAAGAAUAAAUAUAUGUCAUCAGAUUUAAGCUUAUUUACUAAGGCAAUGUUUCAUUACUGUGAUUCUCAAAGUCCCCAUAAUUCAGUGCUUUUCAUAAAAAUUGGGUUUUUUUAUUGCCAAUUUUCAAAAGGCCCUGGUCCAGUCACAAGAAACCAGAAAAGACAAUGUGUUUGUUAAGGAGUCAUUGUAGUCAUAUACCACUGAAGAUCAACAUAAUAGUGAAUACACCUUACCAGCUUUUCUGGAUAACUAACCAGUAAUGAUCAAUUUCUAUGCAAGUGAGUAACUACUAAUCCUAUGUGAUUUCUGAAUCAGUGGUGGGAGAUAUAUGACCAUUAGACUCAAUUUGAGUGACCAGUUGUCAUGGAGAAAUAACUCCUCCCCUG